AUUAUUGUAUCAGUUCUUUCGGGUCUUGCAAGUGGUUUGGUCGUCUCAAAUGAGUGUCGAUUGAAGCAAAAACAUGGACAGUCGAUCAAAUUCCACCCUGAAAGAAUAUUUAGAGAUUAGACUUGGCCCACAACAUUUACCCUCCUCCGUGGUUGUACCAAUUACAGUUGUUUAUGUUUUAAUAUUUAUCAGUGGAGUGAUCGGUAAUGCUGUUGUAUGUUUAGUGAUUGCAAGAAAUUCGCAAUUUCAAACACCCACAAACUAUUACUUAUUCUCAUUGGCCAUUUCUGACUUACUAAUUCUAAUAUUUGGUUUACCAAACGAUCUGAAGGUAUUUUGGCAACAGUAUCCUUGGACUUUUGGCGAUGUAAUCUGCAGACUACGAGCUUACGUAGCUGAAAUGACGAGCAAUGCUUCGGUUCUAACCAUCGUUGCCUUUACUACGGAGAGAUACAUAGCCAUUUGCCAUCCACUGCUCGUCCAUAAGUUUUCGACAUUAACGAGAGCAAUCAAGAUCAUCAGCACUGUCUGGGUAUUGGCCUGCGCCAGCGCUAUUCCCUUCGCCGUAUACACUCGAAUUAAUUACCUCGAUUACCCGGCCGAUUCGGGUAUUUUAGCCGAAGAAUCUGGAAUCUGUACUUUACCCAUGGAUAAUAAUGAUGUGACUUUUCCACUUUUGCACUUCUCCACUAUCGUGUUCUUUUGCCUUCCCAUGACGGUCAUCAUUAUUCUAUACAUCAAAAUCGGUUUGAAACUGAGAUUUUCCAAAUUUAGCGGAAUGUUAGCUGAUGAAUCUAAAUAUUCGCCUUCUUCUGGUAGCAGCAACAGACAAAAUCAUUUGAGGAAGUCUGUGCAUAAAAUGCUAGUUGCGGUAGUUAUCGCUUUCUUCGUCUGUUGGGCACCUUUCCACGCUCAACGCCUACUAACAGCCAAUGUAGUCAGUCACGAAGACUGGACGGCACAACUAAGACGACUCAAUGAAGUCCUUUAUUACAGUGCAGGAUGUUUCUAUUAUUUCAGUGCAACAAUUAAUCCGAUCCUUUAUUCUUUACUCUCUGCUAAAUAUCGAGGAGCUUUUCGAGAAACGCUAUGCUCGUUUACGGCUAGAAAUGAAGCAAAAUCGUCACAAUUCGGUCGAUAUCCCACUCGACAUAGUAACAGUUACGCUUGCAACAACGAAAAACACUACUCCAUACGAGAAGUUUCUAAUGAAGAGCGUGGAAAAGAUGAAAACAAACACGUCAGUCGACCAGAUAAAGACAAGCUUAAUGGAUUUAUUCCGAAUACUUUACACGAUUUCAGAGAAACACCAGUCUGAUUUGGAGUAAAAACCAGGGGGGAAAAAAUGGAAACUUCUGAAUAUAUAUAACGCUGGCGGAACUAAGCGGAAUGAAUGAUUUUCAGAAUGUUUAAUAACGGAAAUAUAGUGAAAAUAACAACUGCAGAUGUAAAGCGAAUACCGGAAAUAAACAGUUAAUUAAAUAAAGAAUGCAAAGUCCGAGAAGAAUAGUAAAAAUUGAGAAUUUAGAUUGAAAAGUAGAAGAAUGUGUUAAUUAUUUCUCCUCUUAUCGACAAAGAGUCUGUAGAUAAGGAACAGAAAAGAAAAAACAAUGAGAUGAAGAAGAUAACGAGUAAAAGUUCAGGUCAAAAAAUAAAAACGAAAGUACCUCAACGUAGUUGUCGUUAGAGAGUACAGGAAGAUCUUGUAGAUAUUGGACAAUUGUAUAGAAAAACAGAUGAUAAGAGUUAAUGACAUUUACGGAAUAUUUAAAAACAAAUGCUAAUUGUACAUUAAAGAACACAAAUUCCCCUGCAUAAAUUGCCUUUAAUCAGAGGGAUAACAUGCACAAAUUUUAUAAGAAAAAAAAUUAAAUCUAAGUCAUAACAAGAAUUUCAUGUUAUGAUUCUUUUCAAAAACCAUUUGUCUGUAUCUGUAUCUGUAGAAAUGUUGUCAUUAGAAUAUAUAGCGUACAAUUUAAUUUGAGAUUCUAGUCACGUAAACAUUCAAAGGUGCCAGGAUAUUCUGAGAUGAUGAACAUGGCAUUAUACACCCUUGAAUUGAAAAGAUAAAUUUUUUGGAAUUUUUUUUGCUAAAAUAAUUAUUUAAAUAAUUUGCGUUUGGGUAGAACUUAAUUAUAAUAAUCUGGGCUAAAUAAAUGCCAUGUCAUCACACUCAUUAUAUAAAGU
Molecule: messenger RNA, 2187 nt
Organism: Centruroides sculpturatus (bark scorpion)
Lineage: Eukaryota; Metazoa; Arthropoda; Arachnida; Scorpiones; Buthidae
Product: neuropeptides capa receptor-like
Exons: 4
Coding region: 74-1318 (414 amino acids)
Biological process (GO): neuropeptide signaling pathway
Cellular component (GO): plasma membrane
Molecular function (GO): neuromedin U receptor activity
Source: RefSeq, a predicted model, not a curated record